Messenger RNA from Quercus robur (English oak), 1856 nucleotides. Its product is annotated as DNA excision repair protein ERCC-1. NCBI's taxonomy places the organism in Eukaryota, Viridiplantae, Streptophyta, Magnoliopsida, Fagales, Fagaceae. The transcript has 9 exons. The record is from RefSeq and is a predicted model, not a curated record. Gene Ontology annotation, molecular function: single-stranded DNA binding; damaged DNA binding. The coding region runs from base 39 to 1289 and encodes 416 amino acids. Gene Ontology annotation, cellular component: ERCC4-ERCC1 complex; nucleotide-excision repair factor 1 complex; nucleus. Gene Ontology annotation, biological process: nucleotide-excision repair; UV-damage excision repair; meiotic mismatch repair.
UCUGCAACAGUCUGAGAAACAGAAAAGAAAAAAAAAAAAUGGAGAAUGAGGAAGAGGAAGGUCAACAAAACUCACAGCAAAACCAGCACAAGAGGAACAAGAGCUCCUCUUCCUCAACAGUGAUAAAGAUACCAUCUUACCAGGAAGUUAUUGAGAGCUCACAGUCAAAGUCAACCCCACCUUCUCUCUUCAACCCUUCCAAGUCCUUCUCUCAAGCCUUCUCUUUCAUCAAAUCCUCUGAGUUCUACACCCCACCACCACAACCACCACCACCCUCCUCCAAUAACACUUCCUCUUCACAGUCCUCACAGGCCUUGAAUGGCACUGUUUCCAGACAAAUUGGUCAAUCUCAUCCACCAUCUUCUACGUCACCGGCUUCUUCUGCUGCUCCUGCUACUUCAUCACCAUUGUCAACUUCACUUGCCACACAGAGUCGCAAUGCAAUUCUUGUAAGCCACAGACAGAAGGGAAACCCCUUGCUCAAACAUAUCAGGAAUGUGAGGUGGGCUUUUGCAGAUAUUGUUUGUGACUACUUACUUGGUCAAAGCUCAUGUGCUCUCUAUCUGAGUCUUCGGUAUCAUCUGCUGCACCCAGACUACCUAUAUUACCGAAUCAGAGAACUGCAAAAGAAUUUCAAGCUUCGUGUUGUUUUAUGUCAUGUCGAUGUGGAAGAUGUAGCUAAGCCUUUACUUGAAGUUACUAAAACAGCUCUGCUUCAUGACUGUACCCUAUUAUGUGCUUGGAGCUUGGAGGAAUGUGGUCGCUACUUGGAGACUAUAAAAGUAUAUGAAAACAAGCCUGCAGACAUUAUUCAAGGCCAAAUGGAUACAGACUAUCUAUCACGGCUAACUCAUGCUCUUACAACGGUUCGACAUGUUAACAAGACUGAUGUAGUCACCCUUGGUACUACAUUUGGGUCCCUUUCUCAUAUCAUGGAUGCAUCAAUGGAAGAUCUAGCUCGAUGCCCUGGAAUUGGAGAGCGCAAGGUAAAACGCUUGUAUGACACUUUUCAUGAGCCAUUCAAGCGUGUUGUUGCCAGCCGCCCUGCAGUUCCUGAAACUCCUGUCCAGAACAAUACUGAACCUGUCUCAGUGAGUGAAGAGAAAGGAAAGGAGAAGGCCACAGAAGAUGCAAGCAACAAGAAGAAUGAGCCUGAAUUGACAGUUAAAUCUGCCCUGUCUGCUGCUUUUGCCAAGUAUGCUGAUAAAGUUGGUCAAAAGAAUGCAAAGAUGGCAGGGGAGAAGAAAGGAGAAACAAGGGCUAGUGUCGAAUCAGAAGCUGAAAAAUAAGAACUCCUUUCCAGAUCUCAAGGUAACCACAAGCAGGAGGGCUGGGUAUAGGGGAAAUAAUUGAUAUUUUCCCUUAUUAUGGCGCACUGGGAAGAAAACUGAUUGUGGCAGAGCUGCAGUUGCAUUAGUGAGGCACACUUACUCUAAUGCUCUCCUAUACGAGGCAGUACAAAAGAUCGGAAUCACCAAAUUUUGUUCGACCGGUGGUCAACAUAAGAUAUAAAAUCUGAAAGUCAUUAUGUAUUGGUAUGUAUAUAGACAUACCUUGAAGCAAAUUUCUGUAGUGCUAACUAUCAUCUUCUGCAAUGAAAAUGGGCAGUCUUUUCAAAGGUUGCCAAAAAAGAAAGAGCACUAUAAUGCCCUUGAGUGGCUCAUAAGAAAUUUGUUAUAUUGAAUUCUAUUUGUAUGAUGAACUAUGUGGUAUGAUUUAUCGAAGCUUGACAAACUCCCAGAAAUAAUGUUUCAUUCUUGAUGAACUUGUAAAGUAGGUUCGCUACAUUGCUUCAGAAUCUGAUGUACAUUGAACUAGAUUGGAGUUAAAUCACUAUGCCUGCAGUCUUUAUCUUA